AUGGUGUCCGCACCGUUUGGACCACGUUCCGCCACCGAGAAAUCAGAAGCAGUCAAAGUGGUCAUCCGUUGCCGUCCAUUAUCCGCUUCUGAAAUGUCUGAUGGCCACCAAAGUAUUGUUGAUAUUCAAACAGACCGUGGUGUAAUUGAAUUGCACAAUCCAAAAGAACCAAACGAACCUUCAAAAGUAUUCACAUUUGAUUCAGUUUAUGAUCCGCAGUCAAAGCAGCUUGAUCUUUAUGACGAAACAUUUCGCCAUCUUGUCGAUUCUGUACUUGAAGGAUUCAAUGGAACGAUUUUUGCAUAUGGUCAAACAGGAACAGGAAAAACAUUCACAAUGGAGGAUCUGAUCUUAUAUAUGCCUUGCUUAGGUGUUUAUGAGGAUCCUGAAUUACGUGGCGUCAUACCGAACGCAUAUCAUCAUAUUUUCCAGCAUAUAUCACAGUCACAGAAUCAGCAAUACCUCGUUCGGGCAAGCUAUUUAGAAAUCUAUCAGGAAGAAAUUCGUGACUUAUUGAAUAGAGAUCCGGAAAUACGUUUAGAAUUACGGGAGCGUCCAGAUGUUGGUGUUUAUGUGAAAGAUCUUUCAUCAUUUGUAACGAAAUCUGUGGAAGAAAUUGAGCAUGUUAUGUCAAUCGGCCGCGCAAAUCGUACAGUCGGGAGUACAAACAUGAACGAACAUAGUAGUCGUUCACAUGCAAUUUUCAUGAUAACUGUUGAAUGCAGUGAAUGUGGUUUGGAUGGUCAGAAUCAUAUAAGAGUUGGGCGAUUAAAUCUUGUAGACUUGGCAGGUAGUGAGCGUCAGUCAAAAACAGGGUCUCAUGGUAAGCGCUUCAAAGAAGCAACAAAAAUCAACUUGUCUCUUUCCGCUCUUGGCAAUGUUAUAUCAGCACUGGUUGGCGGAAAAAGUACUCAUGUGCCGUAUAGAGAUUCGAAACUAACACGUUUGUUACAAGGUAAUGUAGGUGUUUUAAUAGAUUCAUUAGGUGGUAAUUCGCGAACUGUAAUGGUUGCUAAUAUUGGGCCGUCAUUGUACAAUUACGAAGAAACUUUGUCAACGUUGAGAUAUGCAAAUCGCGCGAAAAAAAUUAAUAAUCGGCCGAGGAUCAACGAGGAUCCCAAAGAUGCACUUCUUCGCGAAUUUCAGGAUGAGAUUACGAGGCUUCGAGAAAUUUUGGAAAAACGUGCUGUCAAAAAGGAAAAGAAGGUGUAUGUGGGCAGGAAGAGGGAAAAUAAUGAUGAAGAUGUUCUAACCGAAGAAUAUCUCAAUGAAGAACAGAAGCGUUUGGAAGAUGAAAAACAAACAAUCAUCUCUAAUUCAAAAAUUAUUGCAGAGGAAAAGCGAAAAAUACUUGCUGAUCUGGAAGAAAGGGCUGACCAACUGGAAAAGGAACGCGAAGCACAAAUUACUGUAGCUGCGAAGAUUCGAGCAAUACAAAGUAAACUUCUUUCUGGUGACGGCAAUUUAUUGGAUAAAACUCGUGAACAGCAAAAAUUGUUGGAACAACGAAGAAGACAAUUGGCUGAACAAAAGAGAAAGGAGCGCGAAAUUUUGCAACAGUUGGAAGCACAAGAAGAUAAUACAGCAGAAAUACAUGAAACAUUCAGUAAUUUGAGACAAGAAGUUCGUUCGGAAAUCAGUGACGCCUUAUCAAGUCAUUCACAGGAAAGGCAAGAGUUGGAAAACUCGGUUACCGAAAUUAAUAAAGAGCUAAAACUCAAGCUGCUGAUUGUGGAAAAUUUUGUACCACAAGAUGUUCGUGAUCGUUUACGUGAACGAGCGUAUUGGGAUGAGGAUGAGGAUACUUGGAAACUUUUGAAAGUCGGACAAAGUCGCCCCAAAAGUACUGUAUCUGAUGAGUUAUGUCGUUCAGGUGGUACUGAUUCCGGAUUAGGUAUCAGUGAUACCUCGACUAACGUUGAUUCUACUGCUCCAAGUCUUCUUAACAAUCGACCGGUGUCAAUACCUGGCAUGAGACGACCUACAUGCGAUUAUGAGCGAAUGUGUUUGACAAGGUUACGACAACAGUUGAACACACAAUCAAAAUGUGAUCGGCUACGAUCUACCAGUUAUCCAGGCGAAACUGGUACGAUAAUCUUGGAAGAAGUUCUGCGAUUUUGUGGUGAAAAUGUAUUAACAUUCACUUCACUGGAGAAAUUAGAAAGGCGAACAAAAUUAUAUGAAACUUCAGAAGUCGAAAUUAGUUUACAGGACACCGUUAAUUUCUCACUCUGUGAUGAAGAACAGGAACAAAAUUUUAUUGUUGAUAUUUCAAGAAUUCCAGUGCUGCGAGAUUCAAAUCAAAUUGGCCGGUUUCCUAUUUCAAAUUGGUCGAUGUCUAGAAAUUCUUCAUUGUCUAGGCUUUCAUCAGCACAUUCAAAAAACGUACGGGCCCGCAGCGCGCUUGGAAGAGUGAUAGCAAACUCGAAUGGCGGCACACUCGUUUAUCCCAAAGCUCGCGAGACGUUAUUCAAGCAUGUGUCGCAACAAAACCAUCUCGCACUUAAUUUAUUUGCUUUGAAUUUUUUACGUCAACAGUAUUCACUCAAUUUAUACCAGUCUUCAUUAUCAACUCCUAGUAUCUCAUGUAUUCAAGAAGAUUCUUCGCACGCUACGAGGCAUGCUGUUAUCCCAAGAACUUCCAUUAUCACCCCUAAUACAGUUGCAAAGUCUUAUAUUUACAACAAUAUACCGUAUCAACAUUGCAAAUUGUCAACAGUAGUUGGAAUCAAUCACAGUACUGAUCAUUUGAGUAGAAAAAGUAAGAGUGGUUUUGAGGAAGGAUUAUUGUUUACACAGAGCAUCAAUACUAGUAGCGACUUGCAAUAUGAAUAUUUGACCGACAAUGUGGUGGGAUGCUCCAGAAAUAACCGAUUGAAUUUUGCUGGAAAUGAUGACGUUACGCAACAGAAGCUUAAAAAUCAAGUAUGGAAUCCAUGUUUUGAACAAAUUUAUGGCGAUGUCAAGAAUUGGAUGAAAAUUAACCAAAGUGAUACAUUACAUCAAAGUUCUUUUUCUGUAACACAUCUCUCUCAUUACGAAGGAAAUAAUGUUCGUGGAAAAAGUCAUAGCAACAGCAAAAUUCCAGUACUGAUUACAAGAUCGGAAACGACAGCAACGCAGUGUUCCAAAUUUUCUAAAAACCGCAAUUUGUUCGCUCAGUCUUUUUCAAUAGCUGCAACGGAAAUCAGUAAUCAAACGAAUCCACUUAUGAUGGAAGGUUCUUGUGAAAAAUUAGCAAAUGAUCUUAAAGAAACUCCCUUUAACAUUUCAAAACAGUUAUUGGAGCGAUGUGCAUUCUGGGGACAACAAAGCAUAUCAUCAUAUACGUCCAGUUGUCAUGAAGACAUUUUAAAGUUGGCAACAUAUCCUCAGUCAACAAAACCAUGGGAAGUCCAUAUUCAUAGAAAAAGAUGGCUAUUAAAAAUGGAACCAAAAAAGGCAAAAAAAAAAAUGAAGCUCCGAUUCUACACUCCUUCAAGCUAUUCAGUGUAUCGAGAAAACCUACGGCUAAUCAGAUUCCCAAAACGGUUUGUUAUGAUUUUAACCGCUUGUGAUGGUCAGUUUCCAGUAAUUGUUCAUUAUCCGAGAACAUCAGAAAAUGCUAUGGAAAAUUACUGCGCUGGAAAUGGCUGUGCAACAUUACUUCAACUUUCGCUUUCAUCGCUCUUCUGA
Molecule: messenger RNA, 3675 nt
Organism: Acanthocheilonema viteae
Lineage: Eukaryota; Metazoa; Nematoda; Chromadorea; Rhabditida; Onchocercidae
Source: the annotation of a GenBank genome assembly